AAUGCUUUCCGGAAUGUGCUGAAUUGUCAUUGUUGCCUUCGUGGAAUCAGGAAAAAUUUAAGCAAUACACUUUAGUAGUGAAAAUUGUAGUGAAAAUGAGUGCCGAUGACGAGAUGCUGUGUGAGCCAACAUUGAGGAAUAUUGUGGAGCAGACAUCGUUGAAGUGGAUUUUCGUUGGGGGAAAGGGAGGCGUUGGAAAAACAACAUGCAGCUGCAGCCUGGCCAUUCAGUUGUCACGUGUCCGGGAGUCCGUUCUCAUCAUCUCCACAGAUCCUGCACACAAUAUUUCAGAUGCCCUGGAUCAGAAAUUCUCCAAAGUGCCCACGAAGGUGAGAGGCUUUGAGAAUCUCUACGCAAUGGAAAUUGAUCCGAAUGUGGGUCUUAAUGAGCUUCCUGAGGAAUAUUUUGAGGGUGACAAUGAAGCAUUGAAAUUGGGCAAGGGUGUCCUCCAUGACAUUUUGGGUGCUCUGCCGGGCAUUGAUGAGGCCAUGAGUUAUGCUGAAGUGAUGAAAUUGGUCAAAGCGAUGAAUUUUUCCGUGGUGGUGUUUGAUACAGCCCCAACGGGUCAUACAUUGAGACUCUUGUCAUUCCCACAGGUGGUGGAAAAGGGCUUAGGGAAGAUUCUCAAGAUAAAAAUGAAGAUAUCACCAUUCCUAACACAACUCAGUGGCCUCUUUGGUCUGCAGGAUUUCAAUGCGGACAGUUUUACCACGAAACUUGAAGAGAUGCUGACGAUUAUUCGGCAGGUCAAUCAGCAAUUCCGGAAUCCCGAUCAAACGACAUUUGUUUGUGUUUGCAUUGCGGAAUUCCUGUCGCUGUAUGAGACAGAGAGGCUGAUUCAGGAACUGACAAAGUGCGAAAUUGACACUCACAACAUUAUUGUCAAUCAGUUGCUUUUUAGACCACCCAAUAGUCAACCGUGCAAAAUGUGUGCAGCACGAUUUGCUGUCCAGGAGAAAUAUCUCGAUCAAAUAGCUGAUCUCUAUGAGGACUUCCAUGUGGUCAAGCUGCCACUGCUGGAGGCUGAAGUCCGUGGAGCGGAAAAUGUAGCAGCAUUCUCUAAAAAUCUCCUAACACCGUACGAGCCUAAGUAAAAAUGGUCUUGCAUUUUAUUUUUCUCAUUUUUUUUUGCGGGAGCACUGCAAAUUGGGUUGAACGGGGGAGGGGGGGGUGUGAAAGAGGAAAGGGGGGUCUCUUAAAAUAAUCCUGCGUGUUUUAUUUUGCAUUCACAGAGUAAAAAUUUUAAUAUAAAUCUAUCAGUUUAAAAAAAAAUUAAAGUCUUGUCUUCCUUUUAUACUUUUUGAACUUAUUAAAAAAAAAGAUUGUCUUUUUUCCUGGUCAUAA
Messenger RNA from Phlebotomus papatasi, 1344 nucleotides. Its product is annotated as ATPase ASNA1 homolog. The transcript has 3 exons. The record is from RefSeq and is a predicted model, not a curated record. Bases 96 to 1094 code for a protein of 332 amino acids. Lineage: Eukaryota; Metazoa; Arthropoda; Insecta; Diptera; Psychodidae. Gene Ontology annotation, cellular component: GET complex. Gene Ontology annotation, biological process: post-translational protein targeting to endoplasmic reticulum membrane. Gene Ontology annotation, molecular function: ATP binding; ATP hydrolysis activity.